Paramecium sonneborni is the source of this 360-nucleotide messenger RNA. NCBI's taxonomy places the organism in Eukaryota, Ciliophora, Oligohymenophorea, Peniculida, Parameciidae. The record is from the annotation of a GenBank genome assembly.
AUGCAGGUAAACAUGAAAUAAACGAAAGAUGAAAUUUUAUAGGAUUCAACCAAUGAUAAUUCCCAUACUCUAAUCAAUAUUAUUUGUAAUUAACUCAAAAAAAUAUGCACUCUAACUUGUUAAAUAGCAUAUCCAAAGAUAUAAGUCAAAAAAAUUAAAAAGAAUCAAAAAGACUAUAAGAAAAAGAAACAUGGUAAGACAAAAACAUCAAAAUUAGAAGUAAAUGUAAAUAAAAAUUAAUUUUUUUGUCAGACCUGUUCAGAUCUCAAAAUUUUAGAAUAUCUCUCUUAAUUGACUGCUAUUGAAAAUUUACAACAUCAAUUAGAAAAAGUUAAAGAGUUGAUUUAUCUUUUUGAUUGA